Molecule: messenger RNA, 2124 nt
Organism: Leguminivora glycinivorella
Lineage: Eukaryota; Metazoa; Arthropoda; Insecta; Lepidoptera; Tortricidae
Product: probable ATP-dependent RNA helicase pitchoune
Exons: 9
Coding region: 277-1686 (469 amino acids)
Biological process (GO): maturation of LSU-rRNA from tricistronic rRNA transcript (SSU-rRNA, 5.8S rRNA, LSU-rRNA)
Cellular component (GO): nucleolus
Molecular function (GO): nucleic acid binding; ATP binding
Source: RefSeq, a predicted model, not a curated record
UUAAGUGUUUUACCCAAUGGUUGACUGGUAGAGAAUGCCUUAUUACGUUAAGUCCGCCAUUUGUGCUUAACAUUGUCAAUUAGUACAAAUACUGAUUGCUUGUAACUAAUAGAAAUAUUCGUUGUUUUUGAACGUUACUCUUUAAACGUCAAUGUCACUUGUCAUUGUCAGUGUGGUUACUGUGGUUGUGCUCUUUAUCACCUUCUAUUCUAAUGUUGAUGUUACAAAGUUUAUUUGUUCUUAGUUUAUUUAUUUAGCCAUUGUAUUAAAUUAAGGAUGGAAGUUGAAGAUAUUAUCAAGGGUUCGAGUUUUUCAAUGUUAAAAGGCAAACUUAGUGACCAAUUGUUAAAAAAUUUAAGCCUUAUGGGACAUGCAAAGCCAACUCGAAUUCAAGCGGAAUCUCUCCCGUGUAUUUUAUUAGCAAAGGAUAUUAUUGGCACAGCAAAAACUGGAAGUGGUAAAACCCUAGCUUUCUUAAUACCUGUGAUUGAAAGAUUAAUUAAUUUAGGAUUCUCCACCAAACAUGGCACAGGCUGCAUUAUCUUAACACCAACCAGGGAAUUAGCACUGCAAAUACAUCAUGUAUUGAAGAAAUUGCUUCUGAAUAUCAACCUAACAUGUUCCUUAAUUGUCGGGGGAGAGAAAAAAGCUAAAGAUUUAUUAGUUUUGAAAAAAGGAGUUAACAUAGUUGUGAGCACUCCUGGGCGUCUAUUUGACCAUCUACAAAAUACGGAAUGUUUUAAUGUAAAGAAUUUGAAAUGCCUAGUGGUAGAUGAGGCUGACAAACUGCUAGAAGCUGGCUUCGAAAAACACAUCACUGGGAUAGUUAAGCUGCUUCCAAGAAAUAGGCAAACUUUACUAUUCAGUGCUACUCUGGACAGCAAUGUGAAGAAUCUAGCAAGGUUAGCACUAAGGGAAGAUCCAGUCAUAAUAUCAACAAGUGACCAAUCACAGUCCACUGUCACUGGACUAAAGCAAGGGUAUUACAUAACUCCUGUAGAACAGAAGCUCUCUUGGCUGUACAAAAUGCUACGAAAAAGCAAGAAGUUGAAGGUCAUGGUGUUCUUUUCAUCAUGCAAGUCAGUAGACUUCCAUUACGAAUUCUUUAGGAAUCAUUGUAAAGCAUCAGUUUUAAGUAUACAUGGCCGACAAAGCCAAGCCAGAAGGAAGGAAGCAUACCAAAACUUUGUUGAAGCUUCGAGCGGAGCCCUAUUUUGCACUGACGUGGCGGCCAGAGGAUUGGAUAUACCGAGCGUCGAUUGGAUAGUACAGUAUGACCCUCCUACGGAUCCUAAGGAAUAUAUUCACAGGGUUGGCCGGACAGCGAGAGGCCUAAAUAACACCGGAAAUGCUGUAAUACUAUUAAGGCCAGAGGAAGAAGAAUUCAUACGCUUUUUAAAAACUGAAAAAGUAUACUUAGAUAAAUACAGUUUUGAGGACCCGUCCGAUGAUAUUCAGAGAAUGCUUGAAGAUUUGAUACUCAAGAAUGGCGUAAUGAAACUCUUGGCAAGAAAGGCAUAUCUAUCUUUCCUGAGGUGUUACAAAGCUCAUCCACUGAAGAACAUUUUCAACACCGAUACGUUGGAUAUCAACUUAGCUGCCAAAGCCUUUGGAUUUUUGGAAACACCACAUAACGACUUUUUAAAGAAACCAAAGAAGAAAUCCAAGAAGAAUACAACUUCAUGAAGACUGCAGUUUCCCGUAUUUACAACCACUUCGCUGUUAUCAUACAAGUAACAAGAUGUUGUUAUAAACACUGAACUUUAUCCGAGCAUUAACAGCAACACUGUUGACUGAGAUAAGGGAUAUCAAGUCAUAUGACCUAUGUCACAGAAAACAGGAAAAUGAUUUAUAGACUUCGUCAUAUCGAUUACUGUGGAUUGUUCUAUCAAGUGUAAUUUCUACUCAAUUGCAAAUAUUAUGACACAAAUUAAUUAUGAGCGAUAUUAGCUACGAUUGGCUUUUCGGUAAAGUUAAAAUCUAGAUAUAAAACAAUGGUAUAUGUGAGGUUCCUAACCGCGUUAGGUUAGACUAGUUUGAAAUGAGAGAUAUGUGCCUGUAUAUUGGAAUUGAUAACGAUCAAUAAUGUUGUCAAAAAGUAGGUAUAUUGUUCAUAUUGUAUAU